UAGAAAUUCUGACAAGCGCCUUUCUGCGCCCCUGCUGGCCCGGUGAGCAGGCACGGCCUCGACAUGCAGAACGACGCCAGCGAGUUCAUGGACCUGUACGUGCCGCAGAAAUGCUCCACGAGUAACCGCAUUAUUGGUGCCAAGGACCAUGCAUCCAUCCGGAUGAACGUGACUGAGGUUGGCAGGGUCACAGGCUGGUUUAAUGGCCAGUUUAAAAUCUAUGCUAUCUGUGGGGCCAUUCGAAGGAUGGGUGAAUCAGGUGACUCUAUUCUCUGAUUGGCUAAGGCUGAUGGAAUUUGUCUCAAUUAACUUUUGACCAGAAGAGAUCAGGGAAUAUUUGUCAUAAAUAAAAGUGAGAAAGUUUAAAAAAAAAAAAAGAAAUUCUGAAAAGCAGAGCCUGGUGGAUCACUGGAGUGUGUUGGCUA
Messenger RNA from Peromyscus leucopus (white-footed mouse), 425 nucleotides. RefSeq names its product 40S ribosomal protein S21-like. Gene Ontology annotation, biological process: endonucleolytic cleavage in ITS1 to separate SSU-rRNA from 5.8S rRNA and LSU-rRNA from tricistronic rRNA transcript (SSU-rRNA, 5.8S rRNA, LSU-rRNA); endonucleolytic cleavage to generate mature 3'-end of SSU-rRNA from (SSU-rRNA, 5.8S rRNA, LSU-rRNA); translation. The record is from RefSeq and is a predicted model, not a curated record. NCBI's taxonomy places the organism in Eukaryota, Metazoa, Chordata, Mammalia, Rodentia, Cricetidae. Gene Ontology annotation, molecular function: structural constituent of ribosome. The transcript has a single exon. Gene Ontology annotation, cellular component: cytosolic small ribosomal subunit; ribosome. The coding region runs from base 64 to 276 and encodes 70 amino acids.